Messenger RNA from Nerophis lumbriciformis (worm pipefish), 3760 nucleotides. RefSeq names its product integrin alpha-6-like. Gene Ontology annotation, biological process: cell-cell adhesion; cell-matrix adhesion; cell adhesion mediated by integrin. The record is from RefSeq and is a predicted model, not a curated record. Gene Ontology annotation, molecular function: integrin binding. Lineage: Eukaryota; Metazoa; Chordata; Actinopteri; Syngnathiformes; Syngnathidae. Gene Ontology annotation, cellular component: integrin complex; external side of plasma membrane.
ACGACUGAAAACAAGAGGAUAGAGUAAAAGAAGGAGCUUAUUGAUUACAGCGUGGGCUACGAUGGCGGACGCGCGGACACAAUAGUAGUGGGAGGGGCAGGUCCCAGUGAAAAGUGUUAGCCCUCCUGCAUCACUCCCAGUGUCAGUGUGCUUCUCCUGCAGAGACCAUUCACCUUUCUCAUUCUUCCAGUGGACUUUGUCACUCUUCCAGUGGACUUUCUCACUCUUCCAGUGGACUUUGUCAUUCUUCCAGUGGACUUUGUCAUUCUUCCAGUGGACUCUGGGAUGCGUGCUAAAAGGUCAGGUGGACUGUGGCUGCUGUGCUUCUUGUUGGGAUGCAGGCGACUGGCAGCUUUCAACUUGGACACGGAGGAGGUCGUGCGGAAGAACGGAGAAGCAAACAGCUUGUUCGGCUUCUCCCUGGCCAUGCACCGGCAGCUGGAGCCCUCUGACAAAAGAAUCCUGCUGGUCGGGGCUCCCAAAGCCAGCGCCUUGAAUCGUCAAAUAGCCAAAGUGACGGGCGGCCUCUUCAGCUGUGACAUGAGCUCGUCCUCUCAAGGCUGCGACCGAGUGAACUUUGACAAUGAAGAGGACAUCAAAAAGGAGAGCAAGGAGAACCAGUGGAUGGGGGUGACAGUAAAGAGUCAGGGGCCAGGAGGCAAGGUGGUGACAUGUGCCCAUCGAUACCAGCGCAGGAGCAAUGUGAAGACCAAGCUUGAAUCCCGAGACAUCAUUGGCCGCUGCUAUGUGCUGAGUCAGGAUUUGAAAAUCAACUCCGAUUCAAGCGACGAGGGAGGAAAUUGGCACUUCUGUGACAGCCGGCCACGAGGACACGAGAUGUUUGGUUCCUGCCAGCAGGGCCUCUCAGCCACUUUCGACAAGGACUACCACUACAUCAUCUUCGGGGCUCCUGGAGCAUACAACUGGAAAGGUGUGGUGCGUCUGGAACAGAAUAACGACACCCUGCUAGAGUUGGGCAUCUAUGACGAUGGCCCCUUUGAGGCAGGAGACGAGAACGAAAAGGACCCUGAUCUCGUCCCCGCUGCUCCCAACAGUUACCUUGGUUUCUCUCUGGACUCAGGCAGCAGUCUGACCAAGAAAGGCCAGCUGACAGUUGUUGCUGGAGCACCAAGAGCCAACCACAGUGGCUCAGUGGUGAUGCUGAAGAAAGGCCCGGAAACCAGCAGCAUCCUGCUGCACGAGUACACGCUGGACGGGGAGGGGCUCGCCUCCUCUUUCGGUUACGACCUGGCCGUGUUGGACCUCAAUGGUGACGGUUGGGAAGACAUUGUGGUCGGAGCACCUCAGUACUUCGAGAAGGACGGAGAAAUCGGAGGCGCCGUCUAUGUCUACGUCAACAUGGCCGGCAAGUGGAACAAAGUCAAACCCACCAGAAUAGACGGGCCGGAGGACUCCAUGUUUGGCCUGUCUGUGGAAAACCUGGGAGACAUUAAUCAGGAUGGUUACCAUGAUUUUGCGGUGGGAGCCCCGUAUGACGAUGAAGGCGCAGGAAACGUCUUCAUCUACCACGGAGCCGACGCAGGUCUCAAAUCCAAGAAAGCUGCACAGAUUCUAUCUGGCAAGCCUUUAGGAGUGAAGAUGUUUGGCUACUCCUUAGCUGGCAACAUGGACCUGGAUAAGAACUCCUACCCGGACUUGGCUGUUGGAUCCCUCUCUGACGCUGUCUUCGUCUACAGAGCUCGCCCUGUCAUUGCCAUUAAGAAGGAAGUCAAGAUCACGCCAAAGGAAAUCGAUCUGACGAAGAAGAACUGUGGGAACAGCUUCUGCCUGAAUGUUGAAGCUUGCUUCACCUACACGGCCAAUCCCAAGACUUACUCUCCCAGGCUGACUGUUGCAUACGCCAUGGCGGUUGACGCUGAGCAAAGGAAGAAGAACCUCAUCCCCCGGGCUUCCUUCCUUCAAGAUGCGGCCUCUGGAAACAGCUACGAGUCCACAGGGACCCUGGUCAUCGAUGGACAAGGACGAAGACAAUGUGUCUCACGUUCCAUCGCCUUCCAGGACAAUAUCCGUGACAGACUGCGAGGGGUCCCCAUCGACGUGGACGUUGACAUCCUGGAUGCCAAACGUAAACGUCGGCAGAGUUCAUCUGAGAUGCCACCUGUCCUGGACGUGGUAGACAAAGUGCCAGCUCGCUCGGAGGUGCAGUUUGUGAAGGAGGGUUGUGGAAGUGACAACAUUUGCCGCAGUAACCUAAAGGUGGCUCAUCGCUAUGGUUACAGGGCAACAGACGAUGAGACUUUUACUCCAUUACCACUGGAGAACGGUGUACCGGUGAUCUCGCUGAGCAACCAGAAAGACGUGGCCUUGGAGGUGAAGGUGAACAACAAGAAUGGAGACGACGCACACGAAGCAUCGGUGGUGGCCUCCUUACCGCGUUACCUCACCUACGCCGCAUACCGCGGUCCUAAGGUACGUUUGUUUUCACGCACACACUCAUCCCACGUUGUGGUUGUGAUGGGAAAACACUGCUUCCAGGAUGUAACUUGCACGGCCAACAAGAACGGUUCUAAGGCCACGUGUGAACUGGGAAACCCCUUCAAACGAGACUCUGAGACAACAUUCUACAUCAUUCUGAGUACAGUAGGGAUCUCACUGAACACAACUGAACUGGAGGUUGACCUUCAGCCCAGAACCACCAGCGAGCAGGCCUCACUAGCUGCAGUCAAAGCCAAAGCAAACGUGGCCAUCCUGCUGCAGCUGUCCAUGUCAGGACAAGCUCAGCCCUCUCAGGUGUAUUACUCUGGAAAAGUCAAGGAUCAGAAUUCCAUGAAGAGCGAGGGUGACAUAGGAACUCCAGUCACGCACCAGUUCAGAAUCCUCAACCUAUCAAAGCGUCUGGCAGACUUUGGCACUGCCACGCUGCACAUUGACUGGCCCAAGGUGACGGACAAAGGCAAGUGGCUGCUCUACCUCACCAAGAUCACCUCCACAGGUGUGCGGCACAUGGAGUGCUCCCCCAAGUCAGAGAUCAACUCUCUCAAAAAGGAAGCAGGUACCAUGCGGAGCAGGAGGGCCGCACAGAAGGUCAGAGGUGGUGAUGAGGCCAUUAUUUCACGCUUGGUGGACAAGAACUCUGCUAAAAUUCUGUCAUGUGAUGACGGGGCCAAGUGUGUGAAGAUCAAGUGUCCCCUGCGGGGCAUAGACAGUAAUGCAGUCAUCACCGUACACUCCCGCCUGUGGAACAGCACCUUGGUGGAGGACUACAGCAAGGUGCAUCAUGUGGAGGUGCUGGUGAAGGCACUGCUGCAGAUGGAGAGCACCAGAAAGAACAUGGUGGUGCAGAAUGCUGAGACACAGCUGAGAAUAACCGCCUUCCCCGAGCGUCGUGAGGCCAGCUACGGCGGCGUGCCCUGGUGGAUCAUCUUCCUGUCCGUGCUGCUGGCGCUGCUCCUGCUGGCGCUGCUCAUCUUCCUGCUGUGGAAGUGUGGCUUCUUCAAGAGGAACAAACAGCUUCCACGUUACACCGCCGUACGCAUUCCAAGCAAGAACAGAGAUGUCAACAACACCCGCUGGCAGAACGUGGACAAGAAGUCCUGGAGGACAACCUGGCAUGACAAUGAACAUUAUUCACAAUCCAAAGUAUUUGCCUAAAAGGACGCUCAUGUAAAUAUCACCUCUUUGUGCUUCAGGGAUUAUUAGUUAUUACAUUGCAAUCUUUGACUUUUUAUAUUUAUUCACUUCAACCUCCUUUGUUACGUGGAAGACACACCACUGCAUUGUUCUGUUAGUACUUCUAUAA